AAGCGAUAAAACAUUCACUCUCAGCUAAGCCUUUGAGUCUGAGGACUGAUAAAUGCCCUACGCUGAUCUGGACUUUUGCCACGACUUACGUUGUACGGCUACUGAGCUGUUUAGCCAUUUAAACAAUAAUUACCACCAAAUCUCUACAUGUUUUUAGCUAAUUAAAUAAAAGGAAGCAUGCAACAGAUUUUUGCAGUUUUCCUCAGCUUCACCUGUUACGCUUUGGCCAAUGCAUUCUUUAGACCCUACUGUCAAGAGAAUGCAACCUGCGUCAGGGGUUGCUCGUGGGUCCUGGAGCGUUAUUUCAACGGCGUAGCGAACCAGGUCCUGCCUGACAACGGCUACCGCAACCUGACGGUACCUUCGUUGGCCAUGUGCGGCAGGGAGUGUCUUAUGGAUGAUCGCUGCUUCUCUUUCCACUACUCGAAGGGGGAGAUGUGGUGUGAGUUGAACGGGGCCACAGCGUCGCGAUACCCGAUGGAUCUGAUUGAGAUGGAGGGUAUGUUCUACUACGGUCCGGAAGAGCCAAAACUUGUUAAGCUCCUGGCAUCCGGAAAUAAAACAGGUAUUCCAAGCCUGACCGACUGUAGGUACCAGACUCACGGAUCAGUCUCUCCUGAGUGCAGUAAGACAGGACAGCAUCUCUGCCUGAAAUGGGAACUUGACCACGCCUCCAAGGAGGGAUACCCUGCCACACCUCUCUCAUGGUACGCUGAUCCUGACAGCCAGGCUGUGCUGACCGAGACCGGAGUGACCUACCACGACCUGCCGCUGACCGCCCCGUCUCCCGGCUUGUGCUGCUCCCUCCCGAUGACCUACCGAGACCCAGUAAUCACUCCGCAGAGCUACGAUUUAGCCGACCGUGCCGGGCAGGCCAGAGGUUGUUCCGACCUGGCAGCUCAUCCCUGCACCCUGGCCGAGCUGAAGGAGGCUUACGACCACGGCUACCGAGGUUGUUUAUACUGGGGCUACUUUGCUACUCCAAACCGUGAUGCAAGGGUUGAUGGAUGCACUCAUCAUAAGGACGACGAGUGUUACCAAGGUACCAUAGCAAACACACCAAGACCAGCCACGCAUAAGCGAGUGUACUGCUGCCCAAAUCGUACCUAAUUCCACGUGUCUCAGCCACAUUUGGCCUCUGCACGUUUUUGGUUUUUAAUCCAAUCUGUUUAUGCGCGAUAGUAUUAUGACAAUGCGAAAGUUUCUUUAUGUAAUAAAAUACAAGUCGCCCUCCCUUCAGUUACAACAUCGCGAUUUCGCACAAAGGCGAACGCGAAUUUGAGUCGUAAUGGCAAGUAUUAGCAUUGGCGAACUUUUGUAAAAGUUGAACAUAAU
Molecule: messenger RNA, 1335 nt
Organism: Patiria miniata (bat star)
Lineage: Eukaryota; Metazoa; Echinodermata; Asteroidea; Valvatida; Asterinidae
Exons: 3
Coding region: 178-1110 (310 amino acids)
Source: RefSeq, a predicted model, not a curated record